AUGAAUGAGCAAACAAUUCUAGUCAUUAUAUCAUUUUGUAUUAGCAAUUUCAUGCUAAUUGUACAAAGUAUGAAUGAUGCACCAUUACGUGUAGAUAUUAUUGAAGAAAGUCCAACUGGAAGUAUCAUACCUGGAGUAGCUGAAUAUUUACAACAAUUAUUAACUCGUCAAGGUUUAACGUCAACAACAACAACAACUUUUCAGUUGAUCAAUGAUGGCACAUUUUCAAAUUUAUUCAAUUUAGAUCCAAACACAGGUCGAUUAAUUAUCGGUGGACGGAUUGAUAGAGAAGCUUUAUGCCCAUUAUGGGAUAAUAGUGUAAGUGCUAGUACACAACGAAAUCCCAGUCUAAUAGAUGGUAAUGAGUUUGUCAAUUCUUCACCGAAUGAAUGUAUAAAAACUUUAAACAUCCUGAUUAUUUCUCGAUCAAAUCAACAACAUUCAACUAUUGGAGUUGUUGAAAAACAUGUUGAGAUACCACCGAAAACAACAAGGAUAUUAAUUCACGUAGUCAUACACGAUAUUAAUGAUAACGCACCUAGAUGGAAUGAAAACAGUGUACUACAUGUGAGUUUUGUCGAAACACCUUCAUCACCAAAUACCAAUGGAUGGAAUACAGUUCAGACAAUUCUACGACCUGUUCAAGAAAAUGACGCUAUUCGACAUGCUAAAUCCAUUGAUCGUGCUUAUGAUCCAGAUAUGGGUCAGAAUGGAACAAUCGUUUAUCGAUUAAUUGGACCAGGUGCAGAUUAUUUUCGAUUAGCAGAUAAUCUUAACAAGAAACCAACUAAUGACAACAAUGAUCAAUAUCAUAUUCAGUCAAAUACGGAUUUAUUGAGUCAUCGAAAAACCGAUCUAACCAUGGAUUUAUAUAACAUCAACAACAAUAAUAAUGGAAAUCUGAAUCCCAUCAUCUCCAGUACACAUGAAACACCUAUACAAAUUUGGCCUAUUCUACCAUUAGAUAGGGAGACAAAAGAUUUCGCUGGACAAGGUGGUAUUUACAAUCUAACCUUGUUAGCAAGUGAUCUAGGCAAUCCACCGAAAAGUACAAGUAUACCACUUUUAAUCACGCUGAUUGAUGUCAAUGAUCAUAUACCACAAUUUCAUAAUCCAGCUAAUCAGUAUGAAGUGAAUCAUAAUUUAAAUUUACACAGUAAUCAGAAUAACAAUCCUCUUGAAUCGAAUUACGUCAUCUAUCGACCGUUGAAUGGGAAUUUACGUGAAACAUUACCAAUUGGUAGUUUUGUGUUACAAUUAAAUGCAUCCGAUCAAGAUGAUGGCUUACAUUCAAAACUAGUCUAUGGAUUUUGUCCAUGUGAUCGAAAUGUAGCACAGAAUUAUUUUAAAAUUGAUUCUAUCACAGGACGUAUUACUGUUAGUCAUUUAUUGGAUUAUGAUAAUGGACCAAGACAAUUUCGAUUUAAAGUAAUAGCUAAAGACAGUGCACCAGAACCGUACACAUUAACAGGUACAGCUAUUGUUGAAAUUAUGCUUGCUGAUGAAAAUGAUGAGACACCACAAAUAAAUGUUAUGCUGUUACAACGUAAUUCCGUUUAUGAUACCAGUUCUUCAACAACAACAACAACACAUCAUUCAUUUCUAUCGAAUAAAAUUAAACAAAAUUCGAAUGGUGCAAAGUUGUUACGUGAAUUUACCACAACUAUAAAUGAAAAUCCUCAACCGGAAACAGUGAUUGCUUAUGUUCAAGUAUAUGAUCCUGAUCACCAUGGACAAGAUCAUAUUCAUUGUCGUCUAGGUCCAACAGAUAAUUUCACAUUACAAUACGACCCAUCAUCAACGUCAACAUCAUUAACAUCGAUAUCAUCAACAGGAAGUGGUGGCAGUAGCAGUAGUAGUAGUAUUGGUAGUAAUAGUAAUUCAUUGUUAUUCUUGACAAAACGUAAUUCAUUCUAUGACAAUUCAAUACAACGUUCAUUAACAAAUUCUGUACAAAAUAAACAAGAUUAUCGUUUAAUAACUGGUACACGAUUAACAGACUUAUCCUCGCCAUAUUCAAGUUUAGAUCGUGAAAUUACCCCCAUUCAAACAAUCACUUUAACAUGUACAGAUAGUGUAGAUAAUUCCGCUUAUGUAAUCAUUCAUGUACAAUUGUCAGAUUUAAAUGAUAACGCACCAGAAUUUGUAAAUAAUGGUCAUUUUGUAUUUCAAUUAUCGGAAAAUCAAGAAUUACCCGGUAAUAAACCAAUUUGGUUAGGACGUACAAUUGCAGUAGACAAUGAUCAAGGUGUCAAUGCACUGAUUACAUAUCGUUUAGAAAAUGAUGAGUACAUAGAAAGUGGAGUUGAAAAUAAAGACUAUGAAAUGACUGAUAGUGACACGAAAUCAUAUAUGAAUAUGAAUAUGAAUAAUAAUCUUAAUAAUAUGUUUGAAUUAAAUUCACAAACAGGUGAUUUAUAUGUUAAAGUUGUAUUUGAUCGUGAAACAGCUCCGAAUGAUGGAGUUUAUCGAUUUAAAGUGUUAUGUAUUGAUAGUGGUGAACCAGCAUUAACUGGAACAGCUCAAGUGGAAGUGUUUAUUUUAGAUGAAAAUGAUUGGCCACCACAAUUCACACGUGAAGUAUAUACAUUCAGUGUACCGGAGAAUAUGAGAAUUCAUGAAACAGUCGGUGAAGUUGAAGCGAUCGAUCGUGAUGCAGAUAGUAAAGGGAAAAUAACUUAUCAAUUGAUUACACAUUCAUAUCAACCAGUAAAUGAAUUAACUGACUGGGUAUUAUCAUCAGCAUCAUCAUCAUCACAUAGAUUACAUUCACGUGCUCUUGAAAAUAAAUUGAAUGGAAAUAAUGAAUUGGCAUCAGUAGGCGAGAACACUGAGUUCAAUCAGACUUUAAACAAUGAAUUGAACAAGAGUAAACAAUUCAAUAGAACAAGUAAACAGUCUUUUGAAGCGAUCAAUUCACAACAAGAUGAAUUGAAAAAGACCACUGUAUCAAGCAUGACAAAUGACAUUAAACCAAUGAAUCGUAUAAAUUAUUCACAUUCAGAAAAAUUGUCAACUAUGUUAAAUUAUUUCACAGUGGAUCGUUUAACUGGUAAAAUACGUCUUAUACGUACAUUGGAUCGUGAAUCGGUAGCAUUGUUCACUGUUGAAAUUGUUGCCAUUGAUUCUGCUCCGAUUUCACCAAUUAUAUCAUUGCGUCAAAUUAACAGUAUGAUGUCUACAACGAAGUUAACCAGUGGCAGUAAUAAUAAUAAUUUUACAUUGAGAAAUACAUAUAAUAAUAAACCUGUGCAUAAAUCCCUGUCAUCUACUGCUACCGUUGUAAUCGCUGUCACUGAUAUCAAUGAUAAUCCACCAAUAUUUCGUCGACCAAAUACAUCUACUGCUAUUCAGCUAAGUAUGCAUGAAACACUAGGUAGACAAUUGCUUACAAUGGAAGCAACUGAUGCAGAUGAAGGAGAAAAUGCAAGAAUUACUUAUCAAAUCAGAUCAGAAGUUCCUCGACCACCUGGUGGUUCAGGAACUGGACAUUUUGCUAUUGAUGAAUCAAGUGGAAUGUUAUUUAUAGCUAGACCUUUCAACACUACAACUACACAUCGAUUUGUUGUUGAAGCUUGUGACGGUGGUAUUGGUCCGUCUAGACGUUGUACACUGUCUCCAGUUAUACGUAUAAAUGUAUUUGAUAGUUUAAAUGAACCACUGUCUAAUUCCAAUAAUGAUUUACUUGUUUAUCAAACUGGCACAUCAUUGAAUCAUGAUAAUUUUCAACAAAAUCAUCAUCAUCGUAAAUCUGAUUUAUCAUUUGAUUUAGAUGAAUUCACUGUUGGUUCAGUAAUGGCUGUACAAAAUGGACGACGUAAUGAAAUUGUUGUUGUUUGUUUAGUUGUAUUAUUUAGUAUAUUAUUAAUGGCAACAAUUUUAUUAGUAAUAUGUUUAAUACAUCGACGUGGAUUAACUACACGUCAAUGGAUUGUUAAUCGGUCAGAAAAUUUAACCUCAGAUAAAGAGGAUUGUAAAAAAGAGCAAAAUAUUGUCAAUAAAACAGUGAAUAAUAAUAAUAAUAAUAGUAAUAAUAAUCCUAAUAAUCGAUCGAAUAUUGAUUUGUGGAUGGAAAACCAAUUACCUGAUGAACAAUCAGAGCUGAGAACAGAUAUGAAAUUAGAAUCAAAAUCUCCUCUGCAAUAUGGAAUGACAAAUAUCUCAGUUGAUGGUAAAAUUCAAACCUAUGGCGGUCAUGAUGAAUUGAAUUCACCAACACGUAUUCUAUCUAAUAAUACCAUAUUAAAUUAUCAUCCUCAUCCUCAGCCAACGAUCAUGUCACCUCUAAUAUCCGAUCUACAACAACAACAACCACAACCACAACACAUUCAUAGUCAGUCAUUAGUGAAUCAAAUGGAUCAUGGCACGAUUAAUAUGAACAAUAUGAGUAAUAUGUAUACUCCAAGUCGUUUACGUUUAUUUUCUACAACACCAAUUGGAAUUAAUCCUUGUGGUGGUGUAUACAAUAAACGCGAUUCAAAUAUACCGCAUGUUUUAAGUAAUUCAGAAGUUAAUCAAUUGUUGACACAAUCCUCAUAUCGACCAUCAUCACCAGAUUAUCAAAGUUUAGAUGCAAUAUGGUGUCAUCAAAAUAAAUUUUCAUCAGGUACAAUGAAUAUGAUACAUCGACAAAAUAAUAAUCAUAAUAAUAUUAAUAAUUCAGAAUUCAGUCCUUUUAACAACAAUGGUAUGAAUCAUUUCACACAUCGUUUACCAAGAAAGAAUCAAAAAUUAUUACCAACUCAUUAUGCAUUAGGUAAUAAUAAUCAUAAUAAUAAUUCAGAUAAUCAUGUGAAAUCAACAUUGAACAAUGGACAACAACCAAUGAUGACGAUGAUGAUGAUGAUGUCGAAUGAUUUCACUGAAUCAUCCGGAUCAGCAUCAGCAUCAAUAAUACCGACAACAACAACAACAACAACACCAGCGCAUCGAUCAAAUGUCAAUACAUUUUUACCGCAUACUUAUUAUGAAAUCACUACACCAUCAUCAGAUACAUGGCAUCAUCGAGGCUUAUCAACAUUUAUUUCAAAUGAGGAUAGAAUACUUGAUGAUGGUGGUCGGAGUAAUAAUAAUAAUGAGACACAUGUUAAUUUUCAUGCACAUAAUAUGUCUAGCCCAACAAAUAAUCAUCAAUAUCAUGUACAUCCAUCACAGAACAACCACAACAACAACAUUAAUAAUCGAUUACAACAUCAACAGCAAUUAACUGACUUCCAAAAUCGUUCAUAUAAUCAUCAUAUAGCUACAUUGAGUAGAGCAGCUAGUGGAAAAGCACGUAGACGACAAGCUGCAUCCACGACGACAACUAAUACUCAUAUGAAUCGUAAUCAUACACAUCAUAAUGAUGAUAGUAUGUAUAAUUUACAAGCUGGUGAAUUAGCUAUACACUCAGUUCGACGUUCAAUACAACCAAAUCAGAAUAAAUCAAUUGAACAGCAUAAAAUUGAAUCAGACGAUAAAUUGUCUAAAUUAAAAAAUAUAAACAUGACUAAUGGUGAUAAUUGUGACAAUAUUAAUAAAGUAGUGAAUACUAAUAAUAAUAAUAAUAAUAAUGUAUAUCAUGAUGGUGAUAACGUGGUUAUUAAUACUGCUACCACUACUAAUACUACUAAUAAUGAUAUUAGUAAUAUUAUCAAUGAACAAGAUAAUAAAAAGUUACAAGAUGGUCAGCUAACUGAACAACAAACCAAUAAUGCGCAACAUUAUACGUACCAAGCAUUUCGUGAAGGGACAUUUGUUUGAUAUCUUAUUAUUACAAUAAAUAUUUCAUGGAAUAUUAACUUUAUAAAUGAAGCCGUUCGGGUUAUUGUAGAUGUAUGCGUGUGUGUACAUAUUUGUGUACAUCUCAUAUGACAUUCUAUGGUAUACAGAACCAGGAACUAUAUCAUUGAACCUAUAUCAUUAUUAUCCUAUUUAAAAUGAAGAUAGAUGAAAGAUCAAAAGUGAUAAAUCGAUAUAAAAAAACUUAUUACAUACACAAUAACAUGUCAAUCAUUUUGUGCAUUUGCUUAAUUAACCUUGUAUUAUGUAUUGUCCUGCCUGAUUUGUGAAUUGACGCCUUCUUUUUUUUUUCUCUUCUCUCCCAUGUAUUCGUUUUCAUGUCUUUUCUUUCAGGAAAAAAAAAAUAGUAUUUUACAUAACUUCUGUUAACAUGUGUAUUAUAUCGAAUGUGAU
Schistosoma turkestanicum is the source of this 6174-nucleotide messenger RNA. Lineage: Eukaryota; Metazoa; Platyhelminthes; Trematoda; Strigeidida; Schistosomatidae. The record is from the annotation of a GenBank genome assembly.